CCAAAUAGCGAAACAUGACCAAUCAGCUGAUUAAUACCAAUUAGAACGUCACGAAUUUGGAAUGACAAAUGGAGGUAGGUUAUGAGUUUUCUUAUAAAAUUUUUCAAAAGUAUUUUUUAUAAAAUGCUUGAACUUAUUUCAUCCAAAAACAAUGAUACAUCAAGUUCUUUAAGCGUCUACGUCAAGAUUGGAUCAGAUAAUGCUUUACAUUUAGAAAUAGAUCCUGUAUGGAAUAUAAAAAAAAUUAAGGAAAUAAUAGCCCCCCAAAUAGGACUGAUGCCUGAUGAAAUAAAAAUUAUUUUUGCGGGGAGAGAACUAGCAAACAAUGUAAGUAUUGAUGAAUGCGAUUUGGGGCAACAAAGUAUUUUACAUGCUGUAAAAAUUAAAGCAAGAAAAAAAUCAACAGUAGAAGAGCAGGAAAAAAAAAUUGUUAAAACUUUAUUUGAGAAUCUCUCUGAUAACUUAUUGACUGACGUUACAACAUAUGAAAAGUCAACAUUGGAUGGUUUGAAACCGGAAAAUCAUAUAAAAAGACAUUUUUAUGUUUUUUGUGCAACUUGCAAAAGUUUAAAGCCUGGAAAAAUAAGAGUAAGAUGUCAUUUCUGUAAAAGUGGUGCUUUUACAGUACAUGCAGAUCCACAAAACUGGGCUGAUGUCUUAGAACCAAAAAAAUUGACUGGUGAUUGUAACAAUGAUCCAGAUAUUUGUACCAAUGUUUUAAAUAAUAGCGAACCUAACUUUGCUGAAUUUUACUUUAAAUGUGCAGAACAUAUCUCUUUGGGAGAAACUGAUGAAGCUGUGCCAUUGUAUUUAAUAAAGCCAAACCUACAGCACAAUGAGUGCAUAGCUUGCCUGGAUGUUAGUGAAAUAGUUUUUGCCUUUCCUUGUACUGAGGAUCAUAUAUUGUGCUUAAGCUGCUUUCAAGAAUAUUGCACAACAAGACUUAAAGAGAGGCAGUUCUUCCAACAUUCUGAAUAUGGUUACACACUGUCUUGUCCAAUGGGUUGUCCAAAGUCUUUUAUUAAGGAAGUUCAUCAUUUUCGCUUGCUUUCAGAUGAUGAAUACCAACAGUACCAUAGGUUUGCAGCGGAAGAAUUUGUAUUGCAGACUGGUGGUAUUUUGUGUCCCCAACCUGGAUGUGGAAUGGGUAUUCUUCCAGAUCCAGAAUGUUCAAGAAUAACUUGCAUCAAUGGAUGCGGUUUUGUCUUUUGUCGAAAAUGUUUGCAAGGAUAUCACAUAGGAGAAUGUGAAUCGUCAGAAACUGUUUUAGAAACAGGUGCUGAUAUAUAUACUGCUAUAUCGGUCAAUCCGUGUAUAAGAGUGGAUGAUGCUUCAAAAGUUACCAUAAGAGUUUCCACUAAACCAUGUCCAAAUUGUAAAACUCCUACUGAAAGGGACGGCGGGUGUAUGCACAUGGUAUGCACCAGGAGGGGCUGUGAAUUUAACUGGUGUUGGGUGUGUCAGACAGAGUGGACUAGAGAUUGUAUGGCAAAUCACUGGUUCGGAUAA
Messenger RNA from Cylas formicarius (sweet potato weevil), 1509 nucleotides. It is a transcript of the gene park, whose product is annotated as E3 ubiquitin-protein ligase parkin. The record is from RefSeq and is a predicted model, not a curated record. Lineage: Eukaryota; Metazoa; Arthropoda; Insecta; Coleoptera; Brentidae. Gene Ontology annotation, biological process: regulation of cellular response to oxidative stress; regulation of apoptotic process; ubiquitin-dependent protein catabolic process. Gene Ontology annotation, cellular component: cytoplasm; cytosol; Golgi apparatus. Gene Ontology annotation, molecular function: zinc ion binding; ubiquitin protein ligase activity; ubiquitin conjugating enzyme binding. The transcript has 2 exons. The coding region runs from base 82 to 1509 and encodes 475 amino acids.